AUGACUGUGAAACUUCCAUACGACGUUGUGGGGGAGGUUAUCAACCACCUCUCCGACGAUAAACGCUCCCUCCGCGCCUGCUCCCUCAUCUGCAAAGCCACCGUUCCCUUAUGCCGGCGCCACAUAUUCUCUGAAAUUAAUAUACGGAAGGAGGUCCGUGGCUUCGCGGACCUUUUGGAUAGAAUUCCAGAGACUGCCAACCGCGUCCGCACUCUUAGGCUUGCUUUUGGCGAUUUACAAUAUGAAAACGAUGCCGUUGAAUGUUGUCAAUCAUUUCUCAAGCUCAACGGACUCCAUACUAUAGAGCUUGAAUUUCAUCAUUCUAGUUCCUGCGAGGAAAAAUUCCUGGAAGACAUCAAGCUGGUUCUCUUUCAUCUCCUUUCGCUUCCAUCAGUCUCGACCCUCGAGCUGAAUUGCGAAGGCCAUUAUGACAGUACUGCAUGCCGACCGGCGUUCGUUUACCUGGCGCGUAUUCGCAAUCUCAAAACCCUGAUACUCAACUCAGACUCCUUUGACAUCCCACAUGGGGUACAACCAUCAUUCACGGGACCCUCUUUGGGAUUUUUGGACUUGAGCUACUUUCCGCUUGGAAAACUACAUAUAGUGAAGCAAUACAUAACGAAACACGUCUUUGAUCUCUCACUUCUGGAGACGUUGAAGAUCGGCGGGCGUUCAAAAGACGAAAGGGUAGCAGUUCAGGAUAUCAUCCAGUCCUGCGUGCCCACCCUUCGAAAUUUGACUUGCUAUAGUUGCGCCCCAUGUCCUCUGCAGUUGGAGGGUAUGCCGGGACUGCCUUUUCUCAGAGUUUUCAACCUGGAUUUGUGCUGGGAAACAGCCUGGGUCACGAAAUCGGACCUUUGGGUGCAAAAACUCGCAAAUCAGCAUGUAACGACUGCGGAAAUUCAAGCCCUUUUCAAUGUGUUAUCCAAUUGCCCAGAGUUGAACGAGAUCAACAUAUCAAUUCACUUUGGCAAUACAACCUCUCGUGAUCCCAGGCAGUUUUAUAACAGCGUCGCUUCCGUUGUUGACUGGAAAAGAUGCUUGAAGAUGUGCAAGCUGAUGGACGCUUCGCUCUCUGGGCUACAGUCUGAGAAGCUCGAGUUGGUUUCCUUUACACUCCACAUGGAGUCGCUGGAAGUCGGAGGUGAUGGUGUGGUAGUUCGGCGAUUUUUCCCGUUCCUUUCCGCCAGAGGAAUUCUGCGCGUUUCUGCGAUAUCUGAGGAAUAUAGGCGGCCCAUUAUUUACGUCGAACGGGAUAAGGCGUAG
Messenger RNA from Laccaria bicolor S238N-H82, 1266 nucleotides. RefSeq lists its product as uncharacterized. The record is from RefSeq and is a predicted model, not a curated record. The transcript is spliced from 2 exons. NCBI's taxonomy places the organism in Eukaryota, Fungi, Basidiomycota, Agaricomycetes, Agaricales, Hydnangiaceae. Bases 1 to 1266 code for a protein of 421 amino acids.